AUGUGUCAUGUUUGGUUUGGUUGCUCUAAUAUUACUUCUAACUCACCCGCUGGAAAAGCACCAACUCAGUUUUCCAAGAGAUCAUUGAAGAUAUCUGAGGAAGAGUUCGGCCUCCAUGCUGGUGGACCAAUCACAUUACCAUUUGAUUCGGUUUUCUUGGAGUAUCUCAUCGAACUUAUCAAAAGACAAAUGGAUGGAGAUACAGAGAAGGCUUUUUAA
This is a messenger RNA of Eruca vesicaria subsp. sativa (arugula), 219 nucleotides long. The record is from the annotation of a GenBank genome assembly. Lineage: Eukaryota; Viridiplantae; Streptophyta; Magnoliopsida; Brassicales; Brassicaceae.